Messenger RNA from Aplysia californica (California sea hare), 1389 nucleotides. Its product is annotated as sodium-coupled monocarboxylate transporter 1. Gene Ontology annotation, molecular function: symporter activity. Gene Ontology annotation, biological process: sodium ion transport; transmembrane transport. Lineage: Eukaryota; Metazoa; Mollusca; Gastropoda; Aplysiida; Aplysiidae. The record is from RefSeq and is a predicted model, not a curated record. Gene Ontology annotation, cellular component: membrane.
UGAAAAGUAGGUUAUAUGGAUGCCCAUAGAUACACCUUGCUGGAAAGAGAGAAGUGCUGUGCAUUUAAAUGUCUAGCACGUCUUUGUUGAAAAAAAGAAGAAGAAAAAAAGUGAAAAGUGGGUUAUUUGGAGGUCCAUAAACACAUCGAAGAGAUUAAUAUUAGAAUGAAUGCAUGUAUUAGAGAUCUCAUGCUACCUGGGCCAUAUCGCUCACUUGUUAGUGUAAGUAUACAGCUUAGUUCUUUAGCUGUCUGGCCGGCUGUCAUUGCCCGAGCAGUGACGGAUAUUUUUUGACUGGAGGGAGGGCGAAGAAUUUUCAUCUCUUAAGAGUUUAAGAGUGGCCCAGAUCACCGCUGGGUAUAUAAAGGUUGCAACGCUCUCGUCUAGCGGUUCUUGGGAGACGCUAUUUUGGAGGAAAACUCGAGUUGGAAGAUGCUUUGAAACAAGCAAGGACACUUUGAAAGCCAAACCUAGCAAGAACAGACCCAUCAACCGCUUUUGCUGAAGACCACAAUAAUAAUGUUAUAGUGAACCCAGCGGUGACAUAACCUUACCACACGUGUGAAAAAGUGCAGUAAACGUGCGGAGAAUUCCUAAGUAGCUCAUUUCACGUGAAUUGCACACGUUUUCAUGUCGGGGACCUAGAUCUAUAUAUAUGAGACUACCUGAUGGCAAGCCGUAGUCUGGGCAUCAUCCCUGUCUCCAUCUCCAUCCUUGUCUCCUUCAUGUCCGCCAUCUUGAUUCUGGGCACUCCGGCAGAGAUGUACAAACAGGGUGCUGAGUAUUUCAUCUCCCUAUUUGGCAUCUUUUUUGGCAUCCUUAUGGCGGUGUUCCUGUUUGUCCCACUGCUCUACCCUCUCAAGAUGACCAGCGCAUUCGAGUACCUAGAGAGGCGAUACAACUCCAGACUGGCUCGACUUGUCGGAACGUCUAUCAUGAUUGUCACUCAGGUCCGUCACACAGUGUGGGGUCUGGUGUUCGGUGCAGGUUUCCAGUGGAUGACGACAUACGGCUUCAACCAAGCCAGUGUGCAGAGAUAUUGCAGUUUGUCCACACUCAACAAAGCUGGUAAUUUACGGGGCAACCGCUGUUGGUAUGGCCUUUAUUGCGCAGAAUUUGGAGGGUACAGUCUUGCAGGCGGCGGUCGGGCUGAUAGGAGCGGCAGGAGGACCAAUGACGGGCAUGUUUCUGCUGGGAGCCUUCUUCCCCUGGGCCAACAAAUGGGGAGCGGUGAUAGGUGCCUUUGUAGGCGAGGCAAUAGCCAUGUGGCUGGCUAUCGGCUCCUACGCUUACGGAAUUCCAGUGAAACCCAUGCCUUUCCCCAACGGGACGUGUUCGGCGGACCUACUCAACGUCAACGGAUCCAUGACAACGGUUGCUAUGACAACG